AUGGCUCUAGACCCUCAUUCGGCUGCACAGCCUCCCAGGCAACCACCCUCCCACAAGCGCAAGCAGUCCGCAGCCACCUCUGCCCUCACCAACCCUCCUCCUCCUCCCUACAAGGCGCCCCGCCUCGACCGACCCGCGCCCGACAUGAUUGUCCCGCCGGCAAUGGGCAUCUUCACCCGCGACUCGUCCCGGCCCACUUUCGCAUCCACCCCAUCCGGCACCAAACCGCCCCUCUUCUCCUAUGAAGCCAUCACCGCAGCUCCACAGCCACCGCCGCACUCGGCCAGCCGAUCGCCGAACACCGCUGCUGCCGGCCCUCUGCACGAUGCCACCGAGGCCGACACCACCGGCGACGCCGACAACGACCCAGACGACGACCAGGGCACCGUCGACGAAGAUGCCGGGGUCAUCAGGUGCAUAUGCGACUGCGACGACGACGACGGCUUCACCAUCCAGUGCGACCGCUGCCUCGUCUGGCAGCACUGCGCCUGCUUCGGCAUGUCCCAAGCCAGCGUACCCGACGAGUACCUCUGCGAGCAGUGCUCCCCCAGGCCCGUCGACGUCGCCUUCGCGCAGGCCAUCCAGCAGAAGCGCAAAAACGACGAGGCACGCAAGGCGCUGCUCCUCGACCGCAACAUCAAGCGCCAAACGCACAGUGCCAGCAUCAUUGCCACCACCUCGGCCGCCACCACCACCGCCUCCACCACCGCGGCGAUAGCGGCAGCCACGACGGUGAGCUCCUCGUCCGCCUCGGCCGCCGCAUUCGCUGCGUCCAACGGGCUGCGCGUCGACUUGGCCGGCCACCGGAGCGCGGCCGAUGCCGCGGCAUCAGACUUGCAGCAUCUACCAGAUCCCGGCAACGUUAGCAACGCGCGCGCGAGAAAGCCGAGCCAGGCCCUCGACCUCACCAACACUCAUUUUGUCGUCCCGGAGGUCCCGGCCAGCGGUGCGUCGGGCUCCGGCAGCGGCGGUGGCAGCGGCGGCAACGGCCGCAGCGGUGCCAAGCGCAAGGGGCAGAAAGGCGGGCGUUCCAGGAGCGGCGCUCCCGAGACGCCGCUAGCCCACACCCCGAACCGCGGCAUCCUGACGCCGAGCCUGCGUGACGACCGCCUCGAGGACCCCUUUGACGCCGCCGACAAGCUCGAAGCCUGGCAUGUCGACCCGCUGCGGGCGAUGCCGGGCCACGGCGGCAAGCUCGUCGUCCCGGUCCAGCGUGCGGCGGUCCGGCGGCGAAUGCAGUCCGCCGCCGCCGCCGCCGCCGCUCGGAUUGCAGCAGGGGGGAACGCGGAAGAAGCGCCCAAUUCGCUGGCCGAGGAGGAUGCCGCGGGCAGCGCCGUCGAGGACCACAAGUCGCGGCCGCCUGCCCGUCAGCCCUCGGCGGAUCCGCUCGCCGACCUCGACUACGCCGAGCUGGGUCUGGCCGCGGUCGGCAACGAGUGUAUGCCGAUCGACAUGCGGGGGCCUUCGCUGGCAGCGCUUUCGGCGAGGACGUACGUCAAACACAUCUCCGAGACCGCCUCGGCCGGCGUCUUCAGCAACGUACUGCAGGCCAGUCACCCGGCCGACGAGCCGCAGCGGGUCUGGAACGCCUCGAGGUCGUUCUCGCGCCCCGUCAUGCACGGCCUCUUCGCCGAGGCUCCCAUCCCGGCAGGCGCGUUCAUCUGCGAGUACCGCGGCGAGCUCUACAGCGCCGACGCCUACCGCCGGGAUCCGAUCAACCAGUACGCCGCGCUCGGCGCUGUCAAACCCCACGUCCACCUGCUGCCGCACCCGCUCAACCUUGCCAUCGACGCACGCCGCUUUGGCAACGAGGCCCGCUUCGCCCGCUUCAGCUGUCAUCCCAACGCCGUGCUGCGGCCCAUCCUUUUCCGGCGGCGGCCGACCUCUGCUGCGACCGCCGCCGCAGGUCUCCGCUCGCAGGACAGGUCGCGCUCGCCGACGCCCUCUGCGGCCAAAUCCCUUGCAUCUGCGGCGACGGCGGCGUCGACCGCAACCGACCCGGCCGUCGCAUCCAGCGUCGAUGCCGCCGCUGCCGCUGCUGCCGACGUCGAGGCCGAGGUCGACAAGAGCGGCGACGAGCCCGAGCUCCUGUUCGGCCUGUUCGCCCUAACCGACAUCGCCCGCACCCACGAGAUCACGCUGGGCUGGGAGUGGGACGACGCACACAUCGUCCACUUCCUGCCGGAGCUCGUGCAGAACCCGUUUAUGGAACCGCGCGAGUCGCGCUCGCCCGGCGGCACGCCUCGUUCGACGUUCGACGCCGAGCGCCACACGGCCAACAUGGUGGCCAUCGCCGAGCGCGGCGAGUUCCCUUACGCCUCGACCGAGUUCUCGGUCAAGAUGAACGCCGUUGCCACAGCGCUCCUAGGCUGCGUGCUCUGCGCGUGCAUCGGCUCGGCCGCGGCGCCUGGCGGAGGCGGCGGAAGCGCCAGCGCCAACAAUGCGCGGAAGCAGGACUGCGCCGUCGCACAGAUGCUGCGCGUAGGCAACGGCAUGUCGCUCCUCAACGUCGUGAUGCCUGGCAAGACGAAUCGACGCGCCAAGCUGCCAGACUUCGCGCCUCUGGUCGGCAUCCGACGCUCCUGGCGCCAACCGAGUUUGCCGCCCACGCCCGCCAGCUCGACCAAGGAAGGCCGAAGCCCGGGUGCCCCUUGCGGCGGCGGCGACGACGAGUCCCUCGCCGUCAACGAUGGAAUGGGCGGGCAGCCGACUGCCGAGGAGCUUCUGCUGUUGAGCACUAGCGGUACCCCACUGAACGCGGCCGAGAUGGAGGAUGUUCCCGUGGCUUGCGGCCAGGCUGACGAAUCCUCAGCCCGGGCCGAUUCUCCAGCUGCCGCAGCAUCCCCAAGCGUCACCGUCGACAGACUAGACCACGCGGAAGCAGGCUCGACGGCCGAAGCCGACGAGCGACCUAUCGACUUGAAAGACGACCCGGUCCAGUCGGCAGACGACACCGAGAUGGUCCCUCCGCCGCUCGAUGACGCAGAUGCCACCGACUCGGACGCAUCGUCCCUCACCGACCCGCUCUCCCUCGCUCUGAGUGGCGACGAGGACAGUGCGGAUGAGGACGACCCGGACCUCCGACGAGCUCUGCGAUUCGCCGAUCAGGGAGCCGCAGAUGAUGAAGGCGACAUUGACAUGCGGCCGCGGUCGGGCGACGAGUCUUUGGUCGACUCUGGCGUCUUUGUCCUGCCGCUCAAGAAGCGCGUGACUCGCACGCGCAUCAAGGCCGCCCUUUCGCCGAGCGAGUCGGAAACCGACGCGGAGGAUCGUGCCCGGUCGAGGCCCGACAAGCCGGAGAGUGGCACGCGGUUGGGCGCCGGUGCGGGAGGGCAGAAGCGCAAGGCCAAAUCCCGACUGUCUCGAGUCAGCCUGCAAGGUGCCAGCGACGAUGAGCCGCCGCCGGCACCGCGCCCCUCGAAGAAGCGCAGAAAGGCCGGCAACACGGUCGAUCCGAGCUCGCCGCUGUCGUCGAUCCCAUCGCCGGGAUCGCGCUACUCGAGCCUUAGCCCUCCGCCGCCCGUCGCCCUCUCCGACCGCGAUGACGACGAUGACGACGACGACGACGACGACGACAGCUCCGACGCCUCAGAUUCGGACGCGAGCGUGAGUCGCGGCGCUGCCUCGAGGCGCGCGACAGCAAAACUGCUUGCCAAGAGCAAGCGCUCCGCCCGGUCGCGACCACAGCGCGGCCGACGAGGGUCCGACGCGAAACCCGAGGAGACAGCCUCGGUGCGAAGAAAGAAGGCCAAGGCUCGGCUGCUUAGAGACUCGAUCGCCGACAUGGGCGAUCCGGAGAGCUCUGACGACGACGAUGCAGAAGCUGCCGAGCGCAACACGACAGCGUCUCCGACUCCGCCGGUCAAGGUCACGCCCUUGACGCCACCCAAGAAGGCGGCAAGACCACGCAAGUCUGCCAAGCGAUCCGCCGAGCCCGCCGCCAAGGCAUCGCGGAGGGAGGUCGCUGCCGCCGCCCAGAAGACGAAGAAGAACCGGCGGGUCGUGUCCGACACCGAGAGCGAGGCCAGCGACGCGGAUCGGACGCCGAAGCCAUCGUCCAAGGCUAGAGCCGCCCCCGUCGUUGAUACGCCAAUCAAGGCGGAUCCCGACGCGCCCGCCACCGUACCCUCCCCACCAUCGCCCGCGCCGCCCGUCCCGAAGCAACAGGAUCAGACCGAUACGGCAGAUGACCCUGCAGAUGCCGCGCCUUGCGCGGUCAAAGAGGACGCUGUUGGUGGCGGACCCGAACCGGCUACGUCAGGCACCAUCGCAGUGAAGACGGCUCAGACGGAUCCUGCUCAUGCCGAGGAGGCAUCGAAAGAAGCGCCGGCCCCGCCCGCCCCUCCGGUGGUCAAAGAGGAGCCUCGCGUCAAGCUUUCGCUCGCCGAGUACAAGAAGCGGCUGGCCGAGCGCCGGAACUCGUCGCAGGUGAGCCAGGUCAAGUCUUCGCCUCCCGCGACGCCUUCAGCCUCGACCUCGGAGAAUGCCAGUGCGCCGGCCCCGACCCUCGGCGAAGGCAACGCCGCCGCCGCCACGCCGACUGCCGAACAGAAGCCGGCCAGCAGCACGGGCUCAGGUAUAGCCCCACGGCCAGAUGCCGCACCAGUCGACGGCAUCAGCAGGCUUGUCGGCACGCCAGCCGCAGCAACGGCAUCGCCUAAACGGCCGUCGACGCCUCCGCGGCCGUCCUCUUUUUCAUCGCUCGCUGCUCCAACGGCGAUCCGCGCAGUCGAGAUCCCCAUGUCUCCAAGCAUCGGCUCUCCAGCAUCCUCGGACGCAGCACGGCAGAACGGCUCCAUCGAGGAGGCUCGGCCGCAGCAGCCGGCCACCGACGUCCGAUCGCUCCGCACCUCGCUUCCGCCACAGAGGUCAGCACCGGCAGCCGACGGCGCAGACGGUCCCGUCCGAAUCGAUGCGCCGCCGCCGCCAAAGACGCCGCCGAUGAAACGAGCCACCUUGCCUGCCACCACGGACGGCGCCGACGCCUCUCGACCGUCGGUCGCGUCGGCCAGCUUCUCCGGCGCUGGCGCACCGAUCUUGACAUCGCGCAUCGAUCUGGAGGGACAGGCUGGAUCCAAUGGGGAAGACAUAUCUGCCGGUCGGAUGGCGAGACCUGCGCCUGCAGGCUUCCAGCCCAUCGCGGUUCGCCCGGGCGCCAUCUCUGCUCAGGCUGGUGGAGGAACGGCUACCUCUGGCUCCUGGACAGCGAUCGGAAACGGCGGCGGCAGCACUGCCAGCGCGCGUUCCGGCUUCGCACCGAUCGGCACAGGAUCGAACGCGACCACGGCAGCACCGCCGGCGGGGUCUCCACCACAGCAGCAGCAGCAGCCCCUUGGCUUCGGGCGACCUGCCAUGCAUCCGGCCACCGUGACUGGCGCAAACGCAGUCGGUCCAUCGCUCGGCGCCGGGAACGUGGUACACGGCCGCUCGCUCUCGGUUUCGUCGUCGUCGUCGUCGUCAGGCGGAGGCGCUCACCGGCAGAUGCCGCCUUCGCCGGGGUUCAACCCGCCGAGGGCGCGGGCCUUCCUGAGCUCUGCCGCUCCGGCCUCGGGCAACCCGUCCUUGCCUGGCGCAUCUCCGACGCUGGCGGCAGUGGGCUCCAGCGCCGCCACGACGGCAGCAUCGGGACCUCCGCCUCCCGUCAGGCCGCCUCCGAUCAUCUCGGGCGCCAAUGCCAUCCCUGCUGGACCGCCAGGCGUUGGACAGUCUGCAACGUCGGGCCUGUCGAUGGCCGCCGCUGGCGCGCCGCGACACGCCACGGCGAGCAUGAGCCCGCCGUCGCCUGCUCUGUCGCUGCACAGCGUGUCGAACGCCAGCCUGCGCGACUUUGCCGGCGUGCCCACAGGGCCGGCCAGCAUGCGGGACCGCGACGGGCGUUCGGACAAGUCGGACCGCGAGUGGGAGCGCGACGCCUGGUCCGAGGCGCGCGGCGAGCGGACGGCCGACUGGGCUACUCGACCGGACCGACUGGAACGCGAUCGCGAGCGGGAGCGGGAGCGCGACCGCGACUGGGAUCGCGAGAGGGAGCCGCGCGAGCCGCUGCCCUUCCGUUCUGGAUCCUUUGACGAUCCCGGCGCCGACCGGCUCGAGCACGGGCUGCCUCAUCCGCCGCCGUUCAGCCUCGGCGCCAGCCUUGGCGGCGGCGGUGUCGGUGGCGGUAUGGGCCCCAGAGGUGGUCGCGGCGGGCGUGGCGGCGGCAUGGCGGCUCGUGGAGAAGGCCGAGACUACCUCGACGACGGCCCGCCGAUGGUGGAAAAGGGGAAAAGUGGGUGUUCGACCAGCGAUCACCCCGCCAAAACUCGCACCGAUGCCAAGGCCGAGGUCGAGGUCGCCUCGACGCGACGCGACGGAUAUGUAACCCCUCAUUUCGUGCCGUUGCGCCCUGCUCCGCCCCGCCUCGACGUGGCGCCUCUGUACCUCACCUCUGUACUCUAA
Molecule: messenger RNA, 6435 nt
Organism: Pseudozyma flocculosa PF-1
Lineage: Eukaryota; Fungi; Basidiomycota; Ustilaginomycetes; Ustilaginales; Ustilaginaceae
Exons: 3
Coding region: 1-6435 (2144 amino acids)
Molecular function (GO): protein binding
Source: RefSeq, a predicted model, not a curated record